This is a messenger RNA of Podarcis raffonei (Aeolian wall lizard), 2997 nucleotides long. RefSeq names its product zinc finger protein 777-like. The record is from RefSeq and is a predicted model, not a curated record. NCBI's taxonomy places the organism in Eukaryota, Metazoa, Chordata, Lepidosauria, Squamata, Lacertidae. Bases 745 to 2427 code for a protein of 560 amino acids. The transcript is spliced from 8 exons. Gene Ontology annotation, biological process: regulation of DNA-templated transcription.
AGGGAUGGGGGGUGAGCGCAGAGGGGCCGGUCAGUUGCAUUUCAGGGUGCCUUGGGGUGCAGAAGGGCUGAUCAUUUGCAUUUCAGGGUGCCUUGGGUGCAGAAGGGCUAGGCAGUUGCAUUUCAGGAUGCCUUGGGUGCAGAAGGGCUAGGCAGUUGCAUUUCAGGGUGCCUUGGGGUGCAGAAGGGCUAGGCAGUUGCAUUUCAGGGUGCCUUGGGUGCAGAUGGGCUAGGCAGUUGCAUUUCAGGGUGCCUUGGGUGCAGAAGGGCUAGGCAGCUGCAUUUCAGGGUGCCUUGGGGUGCAGCAAAGCACUUUUGGGGUUCCUUGAAGAUGCCUUAGGUUGGACAAAGCAGAAGAGAGGCAGGGAAGAUUCCUGCUGAUUAUUUUGGGGGUGCAGCGAAGGAGCUGAGGGCUCUGCUGCUUUUGCAAGAUGCUUCUGGGGGUGCAGCAGGAGCCCUGCCCUGCUCUGGCUUGAAAAGGGUGGGGGGAGAAAAUACACCUUUGCUUUGGGGUACAGGACUUAAGGGAGGGUGGCAUCUAAGCUUUCGGCUUUCUUCCCUCUUGGCAGCUUGCCAACUUUUCCCCAAAGCCCUCUUUCCUAGGGUGAAGGGCAUCCCCAACGCGGCGCACAUCUCUCUCCAACUUUAGUGUUUUGGUUCUGAUAAGGGGUAUCAAAACCUGGCAAGCGACUCUUACCCAGGACCCUGUCCCCAGCGGUGAAAUUUCACAGCUUCCGAGCAAACCAUGGAGUUCGAGGUUUCAGAAUCCGGCCGCCAGCUGCCGCCGCACCCCGCAACGCCCUGCAAGGCCACGUUUAACGGAGAGAGGAAGGGGCCUGUCCCGGAGACGUCUUUGUGGUCUGCCGUGGAAGCCACGGACACGGCGCUUCCUUCUCACGGCGCCCGGCUUCAGGGCCUGGAGAGGAGGAUGGUGGCUGCGGAGCAGAAGUGGGUUGUCUGUGAGAGGGUGGUGGCGGAGAUGGGGCAGGAGCUGGAGAGCAAGCUGUCCGCGCUCGGGACCCUGAUCCAGGAGAACAGCCUACUCCAGAGGAGGCUGGACAACUUGGAGAACCUGCUGAAGAACCGCAACUUCUGGAUCCUGAGGCUUCCUCCGGGUGUUAAAGGAGAAAUCCCUCAGGUGCCGGUGACCUUUGGCGACAUCUCGGUCCAUUUUGACGCUCAGGAGUGGGCCAACCUGGACGAGGGGCAGAAAGAGCUGUACAAAGGGGUCAUGCGGAGCAACUACGAGAUGCUGGUGUCGCUGGACUAUGCCAUUUCCAAGCCCCGGAUCCUGUCCCAGAUUGAGCGAGGGGAGGAACCCCGUGCGGAAGACGCGGGAGACUCUGAGGCGGAAGAGUUGCCUGUGGGUCCAGGAUCCCUGAUCGCUGCAACGGACGCUUCUUCCUGGGACGGGGAAGAGGUCAAGGAGGAGGCGAGGCCCUUUGACGACCCAGAAGAGAGUCAAGAAAUGAACCUCGCUAUCGACCCCGACUUGGAACUCCAGAUUGUUCAAGACGAGACGGGGUUGCAGAUUAAAGAAGAGCAAGAGGAAAUCCACAUUAAGGAAGAGCCUGCGUCUCCCACGAGCCCCGGCAGCGGGCCCCUUGUUCCUGCCUGGAUUAAACAGGAGGAGGAGGAGGAGGAAGAAGAAGAGGAAGAGGAAGAACAGCCCAUCUUGGUUCCAGCAGCUGGACGCCGCACGCUGUGCAGGGCCGCAGAAGAGGAGGAGGAGGAGGAAACCACCGAGAAGUCAGCCGCCCAACCCAGCGCGACGGAGGACCCCGAGCGGAAAGCGGUCGAAGGCAACCUCUUCCAGUGCGAGAUGUGUGCCGCGGACGGCUCUCCGCGGACGGCCUCCGCCGACCACCCCUACAGCCGCAAGCGGAAGUUCCAGUGCACGGGCUGCAACCGGAGCUUUGCGUUCCAGGGCCAGCUCUCGCAGCACCUUCUGACGCAUGCUCCCGGCGCCCAGUUCCCGUGCGCCCAGUGCAACCUGUGCUUCUCCAGCCAGAAGUCACUGGCCGUCCACGAGCGCGUCCACUCGGCCGACUGGGCCCUGCCCUGCUCCGUCUGCAGCAAGGCUGGCCCGCCCGCCUUCGACCAGAACCAGCAGUCUCCCGCGCCCGGCCGGCCCGCCCCCUGCCUGGAGUGCAGCGUCUACUUCACUGACCCGGCCGCCCUGGCCGCCCACCGGCGGAUGCACUCGGACGACUGGCCUUUCCGCUGCCCGCAGUGCGACCGGACUUUUGUGCACCAGGGGCUGCUGCUGGAACACUUGGAGAACCACAGCCGCAUGCAGAGCCGGCGCUGCCACACCUGCGGGUCGUGGCUGUCCUACAAAGGGACCCUGAUGCCCAGCGGGGCCCGCCUGUUCCACUGCAAGAGGUGCAACACCGCUGGACGAGUCCCAGGGGACUUGAGGGCCUGAGGUGGGAGAAUUCGACCCGCCGUCGUUGAGGGGGCGGCCCUCAAACAGGCACAGAGAGCGUUGUCCGUCAGACCCUUUGAGCUUAGCAAGGCAGCCGGGGACCCCUCUCUCGGGAGAAAACGGGGCGUUCUCACCUGAGACACGCACAACUUUGCUUGUGGGUUUGUGCAGGUGGCAGGAAGGCAGACCGGCCAAUGGAGAGCCAGGCUGGGGGUGAAAAGCGAGCAGAAAGGGUUGCCCAAGAUUUGGCGUGAUUUCCCCUGAGCCUGGCAAGCGAGGUGGCAGCGGGCCGAUAAAGCUCUUUCCCUCCUGGCUUUCCCUGCCCUGGUUUCCUGUACUGGGGUUUAAGUCUUGCUCCUCCCAGGAACCUCCAACAGCUUUUGCCAGGCCUUGCAGAGCCCAGUAAGGUGGGGAUAGUCACUCGGGUUGUGUGUGUGUGUGUGUGUUUUCCUGCCUUUGCGUGCAAACCUCCAGGACGUACUGUAUUUUUCGCGCUAUAAGAUGCCCCAGAUCAUAAGACACACCUAGUUUUUGGAGGAGGAAAACAAGAAAAAAAAUAUUCUGAAUUCC